Selaginella moellendorffii is the source of this 3216-nucleotide messenger RNA. RefSeq names its product DNA polymerase I A, chloroplastic/mitochondrial. The transcript has 12 exons. The record is from RefSeq and is a predicted model, not a curated record. Gene Ontology annotation, biological process: DNA-templated DNA replication; double-strand break repair. Bases 46 to 3126 code for a protein of 1026 amino acids. NCBI's taxonomy places the organism in Eukaryota, Viridiplantae, Streptophyta, Lycopodiopsida, Selaginellales, Selaginellaceae. Gene Ontology annotation, molecular function: 3'-5' exonuclease activity; DNA-directed DNA polymerase activity; DNA binding.
CCUCGGGGUUUUGGCGUUCUUCAUGAAGCAGCAGCAGCGCCUUGGAUGUUUGGGGCCAGCGCUUGGAAGUGGAGAGCGGUGAGUGUGAGAAGAAUGGCAUUAGGAGCGAUAGGACCAGUGCCGCCAUGGCCAAGCAGCAGCGCGGCGAUUCCUGGGAGAAAUUCGCGAUUUCGCCCCUCAUCGUGCUCGCAAUCCUUCUCAGCAGUGCCCGUGAAGACUCUCCCAGCGCCAGAAGAGGAAGAGCUUGCGUUAUUUCGGCUUUACAGAGAGAAAUACUAUGCCAAUUCGAUCAGCAUUCAAGUCCCUGUGAGGCACACUAUCUCGCUGCAAGAGCCAAAAGGAAAGUCGCCAUUCAGUUCGAGUACUACCAAGGAAACACCCGGAGCAACGCCACCUCGCUCGGAGAGCGCGUCCAUAUCCAGGCAGAAGAAUUACAGUGAUUCUUUGCUAACUCAUCCCCCUCCUGUGGAGCCCCGUGUUGCUGCUCCGGAGUUCACGCAGAGGAACUUUGUAAGUUUCCCACGAAGACAGGUUCCUCAGUUUCAGCCCAGAUGUGCUCCACAAAAUGGAAGCCUGCUACAAGAGAAGAGUCGAACCGCAAGGAAAGUCGAAGUUCAUGCGGCAGAGACACAGACGAAACCAGCUCCUCCUCCACCUCAACCAGUGGUGCAAAAGCCUUCACCACAAGCUCGGACUGUGCCUCCAGCUAUUCAGCCGAAGAGACGGCUUCCGACUCAAAUCCCACUGAACAAAAAGGCAGCACCAGUGUUUACGUGGGACAUCACCCUGAAUGACGACAUUCUCGUAGUAGAAAACGAGAAGAGUGCAGAGAAGGUGGUGAAGCUGCUGAUGGAGAAGUAUAAGGAUGAAGUUCAUGCUUGUGACACAGAGGUUGCGGAUAUUGAUGUCAAAAAGGAGAGUCCCGUUGGUCAUGGAAAGCUUACGUGCUUCAGCAUCUAUUGCGGAGUAAACGUGGACUUCGGUGGUGGAAAGUCCCGAGUCUGGGUGGAUUUGCUCAAUGGUGGACCAGGAAUUUUGGAUGUCUUCAGGCCUUACUUUGAGAACGCAGAAAUCAAAAAGAUCUGGCACAACUACAGCUUUGAUAAGCACAUUCUCGGGAACUAUGGUAUCAAAGCUGCUGGUUUUUAUGCCGACACGAUGCACCUUGCCCGCCUCUGGGAUUCUGCACGGGGAGGACUUGGUUAUUCGCUGGAAGCGCUGACCGCUGAUCCGAAGGUUAUGGACGACAGGCCAUUACAGAAUGGCAAGACGUCGAUGAAGGAUCUGUUCGCAAUUACAAACGUGAAGAAAGAUGGCAGUGAAGGGAAGCUGAAGGUUAUUCCACCCGUGGAAGAGCUCCAAACGUCAAAAGACACCCGUGACAAAUGGAUUUACUACUCGGCGCACGACUCGGUUUGUACAUGGCACUUGUGGUCAUCGCUCAAGAAGAAGCUGCAGAAGGCUUCAUGGUAUAUGGAAGGCGAUAAGAGGGGUAACAUGUACCAGUUUUACGAACUCUACUGGCGGCAUUUCGGAGAUGUUCUCGUCCAAAUGGAAGCCGAAGGCAUGCGGGUUGACACAGUACAUCUUGCGGAAGUUGAGAAGGUUGCGCUUAAUCAGAAGCAGCUCUCCGUAAGCCGCUUCCAGAAAUGGGCUUCUCAGUACUGCCCCGACGCAAUGUACAUGAAUGUUUGCAGUGACGUCCAAAUUCGACAAAUUUUGUUCGGGGGAACUUCUAACAAAAAGGAUCCUUCAGUUUCGUACCCAAAAGAGCGGACUUUCAAAGUUCCAAACUCCGAUAAUUAUCUAGAACCGGGUGCGAAGACCGUGAAAAAGUAUCGAUCUAUAUCGUUGGAAGGCAUUGACGUCCAACUUCCUGUUGAAACAUUCACUCCAUCGGGUUGGCCGGCGGUCAGUGGUGCAGUUUUGAAAUCUCUUGCCGGCAACGUCGUCACAGACUACGACGAAGAAGAGGACGAGGCGGAAUUCUCUCCCGAGGCUUCCACUUUUAUUACAUCCGGUGGUGUCGAAGGGACUGACGGAGAUAAAAGUGAAGACUUGUCAGCUUAUGGAAAAGCAUAUGGCGCUUUUGGGGGUGGAGAAGAAGGCAAGAAGGCGUGCAUGGCAAUUGCUGCGCUCUGUGAGCUAUCCUCCAUCGAUACGCUAAUAUCAAACUUUAUCCAACCUUUACAGAAUGGCCAAAUUCUUGGUCCGGACGGUCGCGUUCAUUGUUCCCUCAAUAUAAACACAGAGACUGGACGUCUGUCUGCUAGAAGACCAAAUUUACAGAACCAACCUGCUUUGGAAAAAGAUCGCUACAAAAUCCGAAAAGCAUUUAUCGCCCCUCCUGGGAAGUCUUUGAUUGUUGCGGACUACGGACAGUUGGAACUUAGAAUCCUCGCUCACAUGAGUGGCUGCAAAAGCAUGCUGGAGGCGUUCGAAGCUGGUGGUGACUUCCAUUCGAGAACAGCGCUAAACAUGUAUCCUCACGUCCGCAAAGCUGUAGAGACCGGAGAAGUCCUUCUGGAAUGGUCUGGGGAAGGCAAGUCGCCAGUCCCGCUACUCAAGGAUAAAUUCGGUAGCGAGAGGAGGAAAGCGAAGAUGCUCAACUUCUCCAUUGCAUACGGCAAAACUGCCAUGGGCCUUUCAAAGGACUGGAAGGUAAGCCUGUACGAAGCCCAGCAGACCCUGGACCUCUGGUACAACGAUAGAAGCGAAGUGAAAGAAUGGCAAACGGAUACCAUCGAGAGAGCACGCAUCACGAAGCGAGUGCACACGUUGCUCGGCAGGAGUCGGCAUCUGCCGGACAUCAACACAUCGAUCUCGGUACUUCGCGGACACCUCGAGCGAGCUGCGAUCAACACUCCUGUGCAGGGGAGUGCCGCGGACGUUGCUAUGUGCGCAAUGCUGGAGAUCGACCGGAACUCCAGGCUUCGAGAGCUGGGAUGGAAACUAAUCCUUCAGGUCCACGACGAAGUGAUACUCGAGGGGCCAUCGGAAUCGGUGGAAGAAGCGCAAGAGAUAGUCGUGAAGUGUAUGUCGUUUCCAUUCGAGGGCGAGAACUUCCUCAAGGUAAAUCUGGACGUGGACGCUGACCAUGCAAAGAGCUGGUACGAGGCCAAGUAGCUCCCCCCAGUUUUGCCUAAAUUUUGUAGAGCUUUGUUGUAUAUUUGCAAGGGAAUUCUGAUGGAAGGAUAUUUCUAUAGCGAUGCCUAA